GCAUUGGCUUCUGGGUCGACCCGAUUGUUUGGGAUAAGCUGUGUGCGAGGUGGGGAAGCGAAGACUUCAAGGUAUAAAUCUCAAGACAAAAUCAGGAGAAUAGAAAGAUGCUAACCAAUAACCACACAGCAGGCCGCAAAUCCUUUGUUAUGAUACUAGAGGAGAAGCGGGCGACAAAUGCGACUUUGGUGGAGUUUUAUAAGGAGACUCACUGGUUGAAGAAGAACGGUAAAUUUGUCACCUCAGCCACUGAAGACACUUAUAAAAAGAUGGUUGGCAAACUGGAUGAUCUAGAGCCUGAACGACGCACUGAUGAGGCUGCAGCGAAUGUGUUUAGGGAGGUAUUUGGGCAUAGACUAGGAUAUGCCCGGGGGCUAGGGGAGAUGGUCAUCCCGAAGUCGACAAGACAAUGGGACCAUGAACGAGGAAAAGAGUACCUUGCCUUAAUCGAACAACACAAGAAAGAUGCCGACAACUACAAGAAAGAUACCGACAACUACAAGAAGAUGCUUUGA
This is a messenger RNA of Juglans microcarpa x Juglans regia, 515 nucleotides long. RefSeq lists its product as uncharacterized. Lineage: Eukaryota; Viridiplantae; Streptophyta; Magnoliopsida; Fagales; Juglandaceae. The transcript is spliced from 4 exons. The coding region runs from base 108 to 515 and encodes 135 amino acids. The record is from RefSeq and is a predicted model, not a curated record.